Penicillium canariense is the source of this 2247-nucleotide messenger RNA. It is a transcript of the gene steA, whose product is annotated as sexual development transcription factor SteA. The transcript has 5 exons. Bases 1 to 2247 code for a protein of 748 amino acids. Gene Ontology annotation, cellular component: nucleus; Tec1p-Ste12p-Dig1p complex; Ste12p-Dig1p-Dig2p complex. Gene Ontology annotation, molecular function: DNA-binding transcription factor activity. Lineage: Eukaryota; Fungi; Ascomycota; Eurotiomycetes; Eurotiales; Aspergillaceae. Gene Ontology annotation, biological process: sexual reproduction; regulation of DNA-templated transcription. The record is from RefSeq and is a predicted model, not a curated record.
AUGUUUGGAAUCGGGACAUGGGCGUCCCAGACAGAGCCCAGAUGGUCGGCAUCGCGGUCUAACCCCGUGCUGGCAUCCCUCUUGUUUGCGACGACCUUAACUGGCAACUUCUUGAUGGUCGCUGAUCGGAGUUUGCAGAGCGCGUGGAACAUGUAUCCCCAACAUGGUGCCCCUAUGGCACCUCCCCAAAAGCCGGAGACAUUCAUGCUAUCGAGCGAAGCGCAACAAAGCCUCCCGCAUGAUUCGCAAGUCGCCCUGCAGCAAGUGGAUAACUUGAAAUACUUCCUCCUUUCUGCUCCUGUCGACUGGCAACCUGACCAGCUGAUUCGCCGCUUCCUUCUGCCGACCGGCGACUACGUUUCUUGCGUUCUCUGGAGCAACCUCUUCCAUAUCUCCGGUACCGACAUCGUGCGAUGCCUCGCCUUCCGAUUCCAGGCCUUUGGCCGUCCCGUGAAGAACUCCAAGAAAUUUGAGGAGGGGAUUUUCUCCGAUCUGCGAAAUCUCAAGGCUGGCACCGAUGCGACCCUGGAGGAACCCAAGAGUGCGUUCCUGGAUUUCCUGUACAAGAACAACUGCAUUCGCACCCAGAAGAAGCAAAAGGUCUUUUACUGGUACAGCGUGCCGCACGACCGGUUAUUCCUGGAUGCGCUCGAGCGAGACCUCAAACGCGAGAAGAUGAACCAAGAGGCCACCACGGUCGCCGUCAGCGAGCCGGCCUUGUCUUUCGAAUUCGACUCGUCCCAGUCCUUGUAUGAGCAGUUGACCAAGGCACAACAAGCGAAUUCCUCCUCGUUUGCUGCCCACGCCCACGCAAGUACGACAUAUGGCCCGCCCAGUUCCCCCGUGGUUCGGACCGUUGACGCAAUGCCUCCUCCCCAGAUGGCUCCCCCAGCGAUCCCGCUCCUUCAGGACGACCAUGGGAAUCCGACGAUGUACAGCGCUCCGCAUAUGCCCCUCUCGAACACUCUAGUCCAGAGCAUCAUUAAGCGCGACCAAGACUACGGGCCCAUCCAGUAUGACCGCAACGGAAUGCCUCUCGCCCGCAUUCACCAGCGCCAUUCCUCCAUGCCCACCUUCUACGAGUACUCACCCGCCCCGUCCUUCGUGUCCUCGCAGUAUGAAGAUUACAGCAACCGCGGUCUGUCUUUUGAGCCUGUGACCCCGCCGCAACAUUCAGUCGGACUUGGUGCUGAGCCCGCAUACAUCGCUAACGAGGACACGGGUCUGUACACGGCGAUUCCGGAUCUCUCCAGCGCCGCACCGUAUAACCCCAUGAUGCAGCUGCCGCCGUCGAACUUCGCCGGUGCUCACUACCCCAGUGCGUCUCGGUCCUACUCGUCCCAUGGGUACUCGGUCAUCGAGGGCUCUCCGACCUAUAAGCAGCGGAGACGACGACCGUCCAUCACCCCUGGGCCAGCCAACGGCACCCCUGGAGCGGUGAAUGGUCCUGCUCAAACUGCCCCCUCUUCGUUACCCCCAGCCUACGCUGCCCAUCGCCCAAGUGACCUUCGGCGCUCAGUGUCUAGCUCAGUGGCCCCGGUGGCAGAGGGCGAGGAGCACAGCCAUGAUCUAUCUCGGACAUACCCAAGCGCCAUCCUUCCUCAAAAGGACCUGCUGCAGGAAAUCCCACGUCAUGGGACCCCACUUCAAAACUUGGAGGAGCCCGUUGAUCACCUUCCAGUGCAAAUGACCAACCCUCCAGACGAUCUGGCAGCGCUCCCCACUAGUGCAGCUAUUGAAACAACGGUCCAAAACACCACUAGUCGGUCGGACCGUGCGGGACCUGGCCCUGCACGUCGCGCCCGGAGUGCCACCAUGAUGGAGCUGGGACCGUACCCGCAGAAGUCACACUCAUGCCCAAUCCCAUCCUGUGGUCGGCUCUUCAAGAGAUUAGAGCAUCUCAAGAGGCACGUGCGCACCCACACCCAAGAACGACCAUACCCCUGCCCAUACUGCAGCAAAGCUUUCUCGCGUUCCGACAACCUUGCACAGCACCGUCGUAUCCACGAGGCCCAACACGAUGGCCAAGGGCCUAUGGCCAACGAGGAUGACUUGGAGAAUGAUGGUAACGAGUUCGACUCCGCCGGUGAAGACUCGUCGCCGCCAGCGCACCCCGCCCCCCACAACAUGGUUCAGAUGCCCGCGAUGACUUCAAUGGCAUCCUCCAUGAGCAUGCCAUCCGCGAUGCCAGCCAUGGUCCAUGCACCCCAGAUGAUCGCUCCCCAGCUUCUCCAGCAGCAGAUGUAA